GCUCGCUCUACGACCAUUGCUGCUGCUCGACACCACCGCCUCUCCACGCAACCCACUGUUUGACGGAUUGGCCUUUACUGCGCACUGCCGGAUCACCAGCGAUACGGCCCUCUGCAUCGACAUCAUCACCACAGCCGCGCGCAGCCACACUCGUCUGUUGUCGUCGCUCUGGCCCAUGUACAAUACCACACCGCAAGACCACCUGACGUAUCUGGCCGCCGUUUUCGGUCACUCUGCACCAACAACACAUAUCUCUGCCGCGCCCGCCCCUCCUCCCUCCCAUUGCCUACGGCGACACGUUCGCACCUUCCACAAUGCCUUUCAGGCCUGAACUCCCGCUACUGCGGGUCGAAGUGGCGGCCUUGCAUACUAUCGACACCACCAACGUUGAGGCCCUCUUUGGAAUGCAUUCUUUGUUUUCCAAGACAUCGCAUGUCAUGCAGGACGGCAAACGCCUGGAGAACCUCUCGUGGCGACUGUGGAACAGAGAGACCUUCUGCUGUGCACCGCAGCCGCACUCACGCCAGGCCUCUGUCGCGCUUCCCACACGCCGUUCCGCCCUUGCGAAAUCGAAAGCCGCGACGGCUGGAGAAGUGCCGAUGCCCGCAUUGUCAUCCAGCCUCGAUUCCGCUUCCUCCUCUGACGACGAUCUAGAACUCUCGUCGCCCACGACGCCGCGAAACUACUCGGCACAGCCAUCCGCGCCUCGCAACGACACUCCCACCGAGAACGUGACAGGACGUGGCCGUGAAAAGCAUCUCACACCCAUUGUCCUCGAGAAGAUCGUCGUCGCUAUCACCGAAACGAACGCGCUCGAGCCCAUUGACUUACCCAUUGCCGCACCUGCGACUACCGCUCGCGAAUCUCCGUCCACGGACGCUUCUCAGGUACUCUCUACAUUGGACCUUACAUCCUCGCAAACCUCAAGAGGCACUGCACCUCACGCCUCCGAAUCGCAAGCCACUCUACCCGAAUCAUCUACCUCGACCAUUGGCACUCAGGAGUCAAACGACUCGCCCUCCUCCCAGUCGUCACAAGAAAGCUCGUCUACCGAAAUGAGCACACACAGCAUUGUGCGUGGCUUUGUGCCAGGCGGAGCGCCAUCUUCGUAUCGCUCGCAAACAAACCUCGCCUCUCAGCCAACACCGAUCCUCAAGACGUCUCCCACGUAUCGGCCACAGCCCAAGAAGAAGGUGCCCAUGUUCCAAAUUGGAACAUCGUCUGGAGAAGACGAGGGCUCGUUCGACAACCACAUGGUAGGGAGCCGCAGCACAUUAUCCGACAACCUCAAAGCGCCUGGCAGCCAGAACAGCAACGGGAGUCAGAAACACGCGUCUUUCAAUGAGGAAGUAUCAGUUGCCAAAGCCGCUCCACUCCGACACAGCGCCGUUUUCGAGUCGGACGACGAGGAAGAGGACGUAUCCGAGAGCGCCAUCGAAGAUGACGACGAUUCGUCGGAUUGGGAAGACUCAGACGACGCGAGUGGGCCAUCAUCUGUCAACGAGAAGGACCUGUUCCAGCGAGUCGAUUCAAGACCCAACUUGACUUCGCGUUGCUCCCUGCUGACCACUUUGAUGCAUGAGCCCGAUCGAGCAAAGGCUCUGGCGAACGCUGCUUCAAGAUCUACCCCAGCAAUUCGACGGUCUCGAACGACAACGCCAAAUGGACCCUCUGUUGCGACAUCGCCGGAAAUCGGCGCCCAAUUUCCAAUGCACGCCGGUCAAGAUAUUCCACGCUCGAAACCUAUCAUUAUGACCACUUCCAACACACACCAACAGCUUGCUCUUUCGCCACGCACAACACGGAGAAACAUGCUAUCAACCGAACUUACGGAGUCUCUUCGAAAGAACCUAUUGUGGGAGCGCCAGCAUAAAAGCACCGGCAAUCUGGCUGCGCUGAAGCGAAGACAUACUUCUAACGAUGUCAAGAACUUGAAGCAGCACCCAGAGCCUGGCCCGGUGCUUUCCCACCAGGGACCAAAGGGCAGAUUCACCAACGAUUACUUCCACGCUGGCCUUGGAGAAUAUCAUGCCAAAGGCUGGUGAUCUUCGCACACAUUUUGUUUUCAUGUUUUCUUGCUGCGUUCUAGCGAUUGUUCUACGGAGGGUUUUGUUUUCUUUUGGGCACAUAGCGAGGUGUCCUGGACAUAGCUACUUCCUCACGGAUGGAACACGGCGUUCAGAGGGUCUGGACCGAGAAGAGGGCUCGGGAUUUCGAGAUUCGGAUGAUACCAGCAUCGGCAUACUUUUACACAUACUUGACGGCCGCGCAUGCGAACACUUUGCUACGAAGCAGCCGGAAACUAGCAUGCUUGAAGCACAUUCAUUGUGCUCGGCGUGAGUACGGCCUGUACAUCAUCACUGUAACAUUACUGUUGUUGUCAAGGACUCUAGGUCUUCAAAAGCGAUAUUGCACGGGAUCCACUACGCGGAGGAAUCUUAGUUUGGGCAGCAGCGUCCUGUAGCACAGUCGAUUCCACACGCAUAAUGACAAACUACUCCUGGGUCCAGC
This is a messenger RNA of Cercospora beticola, 2511 nucleotides long. RefSeq lists its product as uncharacterized. Gene Ontology annotation, cellular component: cytoplasm. The record is from RefSeq and is a predicted model, not a curated record. NCBI's taxonomy places the organism in Eukaryota, Fungi, Ascomycota, Dothideomycetes, Mycosphaerellales, Mycosphaerellaceae. Gene Ontology annotation, biological process: mitochondria-nucleus signaling pathway; negative regulation of transcription by RNA polymerase II; regulation of nitrogen utilization.